AUGCGCUGGUUUCCAACAUUUUUAAGUUUUGCCUACUUCUCACGUAUUGCAUGGCUUGUCUUGAGCAAUAUGCACAUGUUUCAAUGGGUUGAAGGCUCAGCACCUAAUUUUCAAUUCGAGCACAUGGUCUUUGUCACGCCAUUAUUACCAACAGAUAUUGAUAUUUAUGUACUUGGCGUCACAAGCUUUGGAAAAUUGGCUACAUUACUUUAUUUUUCAGCUUUUACACUUCUUCUUCGGUUUUGGGAAGAUGUACGUGCACAAGCUCGACGAGCUGAGAAACCAUUGGCUCGAGUAGCAGCUAAUCAAUCAGUUAUUGCGGAAUAUACGCGUGGAGCUGAAGAGAUGGUGCUUUUUGAAAUGGAAUAUGGUUUUGUGGCUUUAUGUUUCUUUCUGCUUGCUGUCAUGCUCGCAAGGUGCGCACUGCAGCUACGUGGUAUCCUACUCAAGAUUGAAUUUUCAGCUCUAGCUGCUACAAUUGCCAGACGACUUUCACUUAUCGGUCUUGUCUCGUCGCUUCUCUUCUUUUAUCGAAGUACACUUUUGUUCUUUUCCAUGCCAGCUAUUGACGUCUUUGACCCACAUGUAUCGAAUCCGUGGCUCUUUUACGCGAUUCCGGAACUGAUUCCAGGAGCUUUGGUUAUAUACAUGAUGAAUGUCAAGCGACAGCAUCCAUCACCGCCAACAUGGGGACAUCUGAAAAUUGACGAACAGACGCCGCUACUGCAGGAGCUCCGAAGACUUUCUAUCGAUGUACCAAACUUUCGUGGACAGGAGCUGCAUAUUUAA
Molecule: messenger RNA, 789 nt
Organism: Plasmopara halstedii
Lineage: Eukaryota; Oomycota; Peronosporomycetes; Peronosporales; Peronosporaceae
Exons: 2
Coding region: 1-789 (262 amino acids)
Source: RefSeq, a predicted model, not a curated record